GUCAGUCAGGGAAGUCUGUCAAAUGAUGGUCACGCCUCUUGCAGACUAAGGACCGCCCACUCUUGGCGAAAGAACUCACGGCCUAGGGACUUUUUUCAAAGAGGGACUUCAAGAAGGCUUCCAAUCGACUCUCUUCGCUUUCCAGGAAGCAGAUUAGAAACACAGUCGCUAGUUAAGCGUAGCCAGCAUUGGCCACGUCUCGGUCACGUGAUCGCCCCGCCCACUCGCCGAGCCCACUUCCUCACGGCCUUCUCUCCCGUCCUCUAUUCCGCCCUGCGCGCUUUAGGCGAUGUCAAAGGUUUGUGCCAUUUUUGGAGGUUCUGGGGGAAUUGGUCAGGCUGUUGCACAGCUCCUGGCACAGAAAGGAUAUUGCCUGGCUGUUAUAGCAAGAAAUCUGGACAGGGCUCAAGCUACUGUGGAUAGAUUAGGAGCAGGUCAUCUUGCACUGAGUUGUGAUAUCACCAAAGAAGAAGCCAUCCAAAAAACUUUUAAAGAAAUAGAGAACAAAUUAGGUCAUAUACGCUAUCUGGUUAAUGCUGCAGGUAUCAACAGGGAUGGACUACUAUUGCGAACCAAGUCUGAAGAUAUGCUAUCCCAGCUUCAGACCAAUCUUUUGGGAACCAUGUUGACAUGUAAAGCUGCUGUAAAAAGAAGUAUUGUUGGAUUAAAAGGCAAUGCAGGUCAAAGUGCAUAUAGUGCUAGCAAAGCAGGAUUAGUUGGAUUCUCACGCUCUUUUGCUAAAGAAGUAGCACAAAAGAACAUUCAAGUCAACAUGGUUGCUCCAGGCUUCAUUCAUACAGAUAUGACAGCCCAUUUGAAAGAAGAAGAGCUGAAAAAAACAAUUCCUCUUGGAAGAUUUGGGCAGCCACAGGAAGUUGCCCAAAGUAUUGCAUUCCUUUUAGAAACUCCUUAUGUAACAGGCCUCAUUUUGGUUGUAGAUGGAGGCUUGCAGCUUCUCAUUUAAACACUAUGAAGUCUGCAUGAAAAAUUAGUCAGCAACUCUAAAAAUCCCCAAAGAGAUCUAAGCAGUAUCCUUCUUAUUACAUCUUAACUCAGGUUAAAAUAAAGAAAACAUAACAAGGUUCCAUUUUAGUUGUUUGAAAAUAUAAGAGAGGAUUAAAAUAAAUAUAUUCUAAAAUCUA
Molecule: messenger RNA, 1142 nt
Organism: Ahaetulla prasina
Lineage: Eukaryota; Metazoa; Chordata; Lepidosauria; Squamata; Colubridae
Gene: CBR4
Product: carbonyl reductase 4
Exons: 6
Coding region: 290-964 (224 amino acids)
Biological process (GO): fatty acid biosynthetic process
Molecular function (GO): quinone binding; oxidoreductase activity, acting on the CH-OH group of donors, NAD or NADP as acceptor
Source: RefSeq, a predicted model, not a curated record